CCUCCACCCCCGUCGGCAGCUUAAACUUAACUUAACAGCAGCGACGCGCUCAAACCCCCCCAAACAUAACCAGAGCUUGACACUGCUCGAACAGCCUUCAAUAUGGGCCUCAGCCUCAACAAUCCACUGCCCUCUUCUAUGAGCAGCGAAUGCAGAAAGACGGGAAAGAUUCUAGCAUCCUUCGUAGACCCAAAACAGGCUUUUGGACCUGACAAGAUCAUACCACCACACAUUCUUGCCAAUGCAAAGGGCCUCGCGAUUCUCACAGUCUUCAAGGCGGGCUUCCUUGGCACAGCGCGCUUCGGUUCAGGUGUCGUCGUCGCCCGUCUCGCCGACGGCUCGUGGUCAGCACCCUCAGCUGUCGGUACAAUCGGUGGCGGCUUCGGCGGACAGAUUGGCUUCGAGCUCACCGACUUCGUCUUCAUUCUCAACGACGCGUCCGCGGUCAGGACAUUCGCACAAGCAGGGUCAUUGACGUUGGGAGGCAAUGUCUCCAUCGCAGCGGGACCCGUCGGGCGCAAUGCGGAAGCUGCCGGCGCAGCAAGCUUGAAGGGCGUAGCAGGCAUAUUCAGUUACAGCAAGACGAAGGGGCUAUUCGCUGGUGUCAGUUUGGAGGGCAGCGGCAUCAUCGAGCGCAGAGAUGCAAACGAAAAGCUAUACGGCCGUCGUUGGACAGCGCGCGAACUGCUCAGCGGCUCGGUCCCUCCACCGCCCGCUGCUGAACCACUCCUGCGCAUUCUCAACUCAAGAGUCUUCGCCGGUGUGGGAGGUGCAGCCAAUGUUCAGAAUGACGCAAUGUACAACGAUAUCCCCGUCUACGACGAUUCGCACGACAACGUAGUCUGGCAAGGUCGCCAGGGCUCCGCAAUGGGCGAGGGCGUCAGAAGAGACCGCACAGGCUCUGUGGGCCAGGCAGACGACUACCAAUACAGCGACCGCCCCAAGCGCGCAUCGACCUGGGCAGACGACGUCUACGACCGCCAGCCUACAUCUGCAGGCGGCAUAAAUCGCUCCUUCUCCACCCGCGCAAACCCCAACGAGACUUUCGACAGCCUGGACUCACGCGACCGCUUAGGUUCACGCAGUCGCUCCUCCACGUUUGGCGACGACUACGCUUACAGUGACCGCGGUGGGAAGCCUGGACGACCGACAGCACCGAAGCCUGUAUUUGGCCAGAAGAGGGCAAGCUUAGGUUCGGAUCAGGCGAUUGCCAAGUUCACCUUUGAUGCGGAUCAGCCUGGCGAUCUGGGCUUCAAGAAGGGUGAGGUCAUCACGAUCCUCAAGAGGACAGACAACGAGACAGAUUGGUGGACAGGAAGGGUAGGUGACAGGGAAGGAAUAUUCCCAAGCAACUACGUCGAAACCGUAUAAAUGAGUUUCGAAUUCACGAUCGAAACGACUAGUUCUUCGUACGCUUAACGCUUUUUCUUCGCCUUGAUACCGCUUGCUCGCAUGGAACGAUACCAUAAGUUCUCCGUAUAUUUAGACUGGUACAACGCGCGGGUACUUGAGCUACAGCUCUCAUUUGAGAACUCGAUCUUGCUUCUAGUUAUAAAACUUCAUGGGCAUCACACGGUAUCCAUGCUGAGAUCUAAAGCUUCGCAUGAUUUACGCUUCUGUUUUAGGCCCUUUUACUUUCAGAUACCUACAUACUUAGAGAAGAGAUUUGACGUGGUUUAUUUUGCAUGAAUUCUUUUCCAAGUUCUAGUUCUCCAUAUAUUUACGUGCCU
Cucurbitaria berberidis CBS 394.84 is the source of this 1730-nucleotide messenger RNA. RefSeq names its product DUF500-domain-containing protein. Gene Ontology annotation, molecular function: actin filament binding; phosphatidylinositol binding. The transcript has 4 exons. Lineage: Eukaryota; Fungi; Ascomycota; Dothideomycetes; Pleosporales; Cucurbitariaceae. Gene Ontology annotation, cellular component: actin cortical patch. Gene Ontology annotation, biological process: actin filament bundle assembly; actin cortical patch localization. The record is from RefSeq and is a predicted model, not a curated record. Bases 103 to 1371 code for a protein of 422 amino acids.